ACCGGCGGGCGCGCAGCGAGCGGCGCGGCCCCGCGCGGCCCCGGCGCGGCCCGAGCGCUUCCGCCGGCGGGGCGGAAACCGCGGCCGGGCGUGCGCGGGGCGGCACCGGGCCGAGCCGAGCCGACCGAGCCAGGUGUUCCUGUGUGAGCACUGGGGCCAGGUGCUGUCACUCACUGCCCUGAAGGACCGGGGAUGAGUUUGAAAUCUGGACUGCCCUGUGCUGUCUGAAGCACUCCAUGCUCCUGGGCUUCCAUCUCUGCCAGUGUGGCACCUUUCACCUCUGGAUAAAGCUGUUCCUCAGUUUUGCUUUGCAGAGCAAGUUCCUGCAGAAAAAGAAGACUGGAUCUCAUUUCCCAAGAGGCUGUUGAGUCACGUGCUGCCUGGAGAGCCACUGUUAGGUGUCCCCAUGUUCCUUGCCAGGACAUGCCAUCCCUCCUGGUGACUGCUACUUCCUGCAGGAGGGGACCUGAGUGACUCCUGCCCACCCUGGAACCUGUGUGCCCCUGUUUGCCCUUCAAGGCUGUCUGUUCAAGUGUGCUGAGAAACAAAUGGGAGCUCAAGGUGCUCUGUCCCAGAAACAAAUGAUUGCUGCCAGCCAUGUCCCCUGAGCGGGUGCCACUGCCCUCUGCCCCCAGGGCCUGUGCCAGUAGCCACUCUGGGAUUUGCUGAGCCACAGGGUUCAUGUUGAGCGUGUUGUGUUUUAGGGUUUUGAGGAAAAUGCAGAGGCGGCACAGCAGCAACACGGACACCGUGCCUCCUGAAAGGAGCCGGAGCCAGACGCUGAGCUCGGAGGCCAGCGUGGACGAGAGCGGGGUGUUCGAGAGCCUCAAGGCCGAGGCCGCCUCCCCUCAGCAGCUCUUCUCGGGGCUGGCCGGCCUCCCCGCGGCCUCCAUGGCCGCCGCGCCCUUCCCGGCGGGGCUGGUGCUGGGCUCGGCGGCCGGGGGCGGAGAGGUGUUCAUCCAGAUGCCGGCCCCGAGGGACGAGGGCGCCGGCCGGGCCGAGGGGGCCCCGUUCCACCACCGGGCCCCGGCGCAUCACUUCCAGCACGGGCACCACCGCGGCUCCUCGCUGCUGCACAUGGCCGGCGGCGAGCGGCACGGGCACGCCGAGGAGGGCGUCGAGGAGCAGGCCGGAACGCCGGCCCCGGCUCUCUCGGAGCUCAAAGCCGUGGUGGGCUGGCUGCAGAAGGGACUGCCCUUCAUCUUGAUCCUCCUGGCUAAAGUUUGUUUCCAGCACAAGCUCGGAAUUGCUGUGUGCAUUGGCAUGGCCAGCACCUUUGCCUACGCCAACUCCACGCUCCGAGAACAGGUGGCUCUGAAGGAGAAGAGAUCAGUGCUGGUUGUCUUCUGGAUCCUGGCCUUCCUCACUGGAAACACCCUGUACUUGCUUUACACAUUCAGCUCUCAGCAGCUGUACAACAGCCUCAUAUUCCUGAAACCCAACCUGGACAAGCUGGACUUCUUUGACCUGAUGUGGAUUGUGGGCAUUGCAGACUUUGUGCUGAAGUACCUCACCAUUGCCCUGAAAUGCCUCGUGGUGGCCCUGCCCAAGAUCAUCCUCGCUGUCAAGUCAAAGGGAAAGUUUUAUCUGAUUAUUGAGGAGCUGAGCCAGCUGUUCCGCUCGCUGGUGCCCAUCCAGCUGUGGUACAAAUACAUCAUGGGGGAUGAUCCCUCCAGCAGCUACUUCCUGGGGGGCAUCCUGAUCAUCAUGUACAGCCUCUGCAAGUCUUUUGACAUCUGUGGCCGUGUGGGAAGUGUCAGGAAGGCUCUGAAGGUCCUUUGCACCCCCCAGACCUAUGGAGUCCGUGCCACGAGCCAGCAGUGCAGUGAGGCAGGAGACAUCUGUGCCAUCUGCCAGGCAGAGUUCAGGGAGCCUCUGAUCCUCCUGUGCCAGCACGUGUUCUGUGAGGAGUGCCUGUGCCUGUGGUUCGACCGGGAGAAGACGUGUCCCCUGUGCCGCUCGGUCACCGUGGAGACGCUGCGCUGCUGGAAGGAUGGCACCACCUCUGCCCACCUGCAGGUCUACUGACACACCCUGGGCACCCCUGCAGGUGUGCUGACACACCCAGGGCACCCUGCCCCCCUGCAGGUGUGCUGACAGCAGGGCAGCUCACCAGGCACGGAGCUGGAGAUCCCAGGAUCCUUGCUCUGUUGUCCCAGGAUCCCAGUUCUGUUGUCAG
Messenger RNA from Passer domesticus (house sparrow), 2179 nucleotides. It is a transcript of the gene RNFT2, whose product is annotated as ring finger protein, transmembrane 2. Gene Ontology annotation, molecular function: ubiquitin protein ligase activity. The coding region runs from base 682 to 2028 and encodes 448 amino acids. Gene Ontology annotation, biological process: positive regulation of ERAD pathway. NCBI's taxonomy places the organism in Eukaryota, Metazoa, Chordata, Aves, Passeriformes, Passeridae. The transcript has 11 exons. The record is from RefSeq and is a predicted model, not a curated record.